AUUUUUUCAUAUCAUGAAGUGUUGCAGCAUUCUGUUUAUCUUUUCUUCAUCUGUUCUCUAAUAAAGUAAGACGGGAGAGCCACUGACAUGGGAUUUGUCUCGAUCUCCUCCUUUGCAUUCUCAAUCACCACCACCACCACAGGCACCACCAGAAAGCCAUCACUCCAUCACCACUACAGCCACAGCAACCGGCUUCACUUCCUUUCAAAGUGUUCUCCUCUUCUUCCUAGAAAAUGCAGUGUAAACCUUUUGAGAUCAUGUAGAGGGAACACUGCCUGCAGAGCUUCUUCCAGCCUAUUGAAAAUCGAAGAUGAUAUAGAUGAUGAAGCUUGCGAGUUAGUCAGUGGAUUGGAAAUUUCAAUAGGGGAAGGUGAUGAUAGCAUCGAUGCUUAUCUGUUAAAGGCAAUGAAGAAUAAUAAUGGAACUGGUAUAUUGCUCUUGUCUGAUAUUUUUGGGUUCGAAGAUUCAUCAACAAGAGACUUUGCGUAUCGUGUCGCCUGUAAUGGCUACAACGUUCUAAUUCCAGACUUGUUUCGUGGGGAUCCGUGGACGAAAGACCAGCCGAUGACUUUGUUGGAAAAAUGGAUCACAAAACAGGAACCACAGAGGGUCGCAAAAGACAUUGAUACAUCAGCAAAAUGGAUGGUUGAUGAAUUUUUAGCUGCAGGAAUCUCAAAGAAGCUUGGUAUAAUUGGAUUUUGCUUCGGAGGAGGCCGAGUGAUAGAUGCGUUAUCCAGAGAUCAGGGAGCAUUGUUUGGCGUUGGGGUCUCCUUCUAUGGUACAAGGAUGAACCCAUCUUUAGCCUCCUCCAUAAAGGUUCCUGUGUUGUUUAUUUCAGGAGAUAAUGACCCUCUAUGCACAGUCAGUGUCUUGAAAGAUUUUGAGAAGAGCAUUGGCCAGGGAUCAAAGGUGGUGAUUUUUGAGGGAAGAGGUCAUGGUUUUGCCCAUCGACCAAACUCUCCUGAAGAAGACAAAGAUGCAGAUGAGGCUUUUACAAUCAUUAGAAAAUGGCUGCAUGAUGGUUUGGUUUUACAAAACUGAAAGCAAGUUCAUGAAUGUCCAUUGUAUAAGAUGGCCGAUGAUUUCUAGGUGUUACUCGUAUAGCAGGCUGCUGCUAAAGUUGGAGAACUUCCAGUGUCUAACAGAUUAGAGGGCCUAUCUACUUUGUCCAAGUACAGGAGUAGUUUUUGCACGAAGUUUAGUGUAAGCUAGAAUGCCAUCCAGGAACAACAGUAGCUUGAACAGCUCCUGGUUCCACUCCCUCUUUGCAUGUCAUCACGAGUGCAUUCCAAAUAUUUUGAACUA
Molecule: messenger RNA, 1305 nt
Organism: Populus trichocarpa (black cottonwood)
Lineage: Eukaryota; Viridiplantae; Streptophyta; Magnoliopsida; Malpighiales; Salicaceae
Exons: 3
Coding region: 88-1041 (317 amino acids)
Molecular function (GO): hydrolase activity
Source: RefSeq, a predicted model, not a curated record